Macaca mulatta (Rhesus monkey) is the source of this 8579-nucleotide messenger RNA. Lineage: Eukaryota; Metazoa; Chordata; Mammalia; Primates; Cercopithecidae. The record is from RefSeq and is a predicted model, not a curated record.
CCUCCCUGCAGACACGCAGGCUCACACGCGGAGCACUGGGAAGUACACAUUUACUGUACUGCAUGCCGACUGCCUUGAAGAAACUGUAGCUAACCACCUUAUUAGUAUUCUUGCCUCCACCGUGUCUCACUUGCAGCAUCAGAGGGCUGAGCAAAUGCAGUAGAACAGGGACAGACACAGCUCUGGCAAUCAUCUCAAUGCAGGCUGCCGAAUGUUGGGUGUGGGGAAUGCAGCGCAUCAAGAUUAAUAACCUUGCCAUAAUCCGGGGCACCCUGCAAGCAGACACCUCUGCUGAUUGACCUGCUCCUGGCUUGAUGCAUCUCCUGGGGGAGAGGGAUCCGGAAUCUACCUAGUCCUGGGGCCCCCCUGAUUUUGGAUGUUCAUUUGAUCCUUCACAGAUCUGGGAAGGUAACAGUGAGCUGUGCCAUCUGCAGCACACAGCAGCUCUUGGAGGUUACUACUGACAGUUUUCAUUACACUGGUUUGUGUGAGUGCCUGUGUUUGUAUGUGUUUGUGAGUGUGGGUGCCUGCUUUGCAUGAAAGAGAAUGUGUGAGUGUCCGUGUGUGUGUACGUGUUAGUGUGACAACCAAAGCAGGUAUUUCGUACAGUAGGAGAUUUCAACAGCGUGACAAUAUUCUCCGGGCACUUGGGCUCACAGUCUGUAGCCCCCACCCCCCGCCUUUCGCCACCUCCUUGCUUCCCCACUCCCCCUUCUGCUUUUGCCUUUGAUGAGUUUUUGGCUUACUUUUUGGCGGAGUCUCUUGGACACGUUUUUGCUGGUGCUGGAAGAUCAGAUACAUGGAACCUUUGAAAACUGAUUAUUUUUCUCCGAUAUGACUUAAAAAAAUAAAAAGAAGAAAAGAAAAUAGAGUAGUGCACGGCAAGCUAGAGGAUUGUAAAUUUUCCUUGGUGAACUUUGAGGAUCCAUAAAGAAGUUAUUAUGAAAAGACUGUGCUUCUCAGACCCUCUUUGUGGUUAGCCAGGACCAGAAACCAAAUGAAGUGUUUGCUGUCAUUACACAUAUUUGAUGAAGAGGAUACUGAGGCUCACAGAGAAUUACUAAUUUGUUCAAGACAGUCUAAUGUGGAGUAAUCAAGAGUGAAUGCCCUGAAAGCACACAUACCAGCUUGGACCAGCAUUCUUUUUUUUUUUUUUUUUUUUUUGAGAGGAAAAACUACAGAGACAGAGUAGCAGCAGAAAUGGUUCUCUUUACUGAGAGGCUGCCAGAUCACCCAAUGAGAGAGGGGCCAAAUAAGCUGGAACAUCAUCUAAUACACUGAAUGAGUUACUGGAAAAGCAAGAAUAACUUAUGCGGAUUAACAAUAUGGAAACAUCCUGAAACUACUUUGGAAUCGCCAUAAAUUAAGUGGGUUCAAGUUUUGCAAACAGAGAAACGGGUCCAUGAACAAUUUGCUACAGGAAGAGGCCAAAAUAUUAACAUUAACGGGAAUUUGGAAGAAGUUGUUUCCAGCUCUCAUGGAUGACUUCAAGGGCUUCAAGACUUCAGUAGAGUUUAAAGAAGUAUCUGCAGAAAUCCAGAGCACUUAUUAAACUUCUUUGAGUUUUCUCAGGAAGAUCAAUACCUGUUGGAGAAAUUUUACUAAGAUCAAGAAACUGAGAGUGAGGAAGAAGGGACUGGCCAGAGUUACUCAGCUAGACAGUGACAGACAACAGUGGAAUUUGUGAUUGGCAAACGCACUGCCUAUUUACAGCAUAGAGACCCCAGUGGAGAGCUAGAAACAGCCUCAUGUUCCCUGCUUGACUCGAGAGAUGACUUUCCUUGGGAUUCACUUAUCUGGUGAAUACUACUGAAUAAGGAAGACAAGUCUCUACUCCAUGGAAAUUAACCUUCCACCGAGACUGUUUGAAUUCUAGAAGGACCAACACCAGAUAAAUUAUGAAUGUUGAACAAGAUGACCUUACAUCCACAGCAGAUAAUGAUAGGUCCUAGGUUUAACAGGGCCCUAUUUGACCCCCUGCUUGUGGUGCUGCUGGCUCUUCAACUUCUUGUGGUGGCUGGUCUGGUGCGGGCUCAGACCUGCCCUUCUGUGUGCUCCUGCAGCAACCAGUUCAGCAAGGUGAUUUGUGUUCGGAAAAACCUGCGUGAGGUUCCGGAUGGCAUCUCCACCAACACACGGCUGCUGAACCUCCAUGAGAACCAAAUCCAGAUCAUCAAAGUGAACAGUUUCAAGCACUUGAGGCACUUGGAAAUCCUACAGUUGAGUAGGAACCAUAUCAGAACCAUUGAAAUUGGGGCUUUCAAUGGUCUGGCAAACCUCAACACUCUGGAACUCUUUGACAAUCGUCUUACUACCAUCCCGAAUGGAGCUUUUGUAUACUUGUCUAAACUGAAGGAGCUCUGGUUGCGAAACAACCCCAUUGAAAGCAUCCCUUCUUAUGCUUUUAACAGAAUUCCUUCUUUGCGCCGACUAGACUUAGGGGAAUUGAAAAGACUUUCAUAUAUCUCAGAAGGUGCCUUUGAAGGUCUGUCCAACUUGAGGUAUUUGAACCUUGCCAUGUGCAACCUUCGGGAAAUCCCUAACCUCACGCCGCUCAUAAAACUAGAUGAGCUGGAUCUUUCUGGGAAUCAUUUAUCUGCCAUCAGGCCUGGCUCUUUCCAGGGUUUGAUGCACCUUCAAAAACUGUGGAUGAUACAAUCCCAGAUUCAAGUGAUUGAACGGAAUGCCUUUGACAACCUUCAGUCACUAGUGGAGAUCAACCUGGCACACAAUAAUCUAACAUUACUGCCUCAUGACCUCUUCACUCCCUUGCAUCAUCUAGAGCGGAUACAUUUACAUCACAACCCUUGGAACUGUAACUGUGACAUACUGUGGCUCAGUUGGUGGAUAAAAGACAUGGCCCCCUCCAACACAGCUUGUUGUGCCCGGUGUAACACUCCUCCCAAUCUAAAGGGGAGGUACAUUGGAGAGCUUGACCAGAAUUACUUCACAUGCUAUGCUCCGGUGAUUGUGGAGCCCCCUGCAGACCUCAAUGUCACUGAAGGCAUGGCAGCUGAGCUGAAAUGUCGGGCUUCCACAUCGCUGACAUCUGUAUCUUGGAUUACUCCAAACGGAACAGUCAUGACACAUGGGGCGUACAAAGUGCGGAUAGCUGUGCUCAGUGAUGGUACGUUAAAUUUCACAAAUGUAACCGUGCAAGAUACAGGCAUGUACACAUGUAUGGUGAGUAAUUCCGUUGGGAAUACUACUGCUUCAGCCACCCUGAAUGUUACUGCAGCAACCACUACUCCUUUCUCCUACUUUUCAACUGUCACAGUAGAGACUAUGGAACCGUCUCAGGAUGAGGCACGGACCACAGAUAACAAUGUGGGUCCCACUCCAGUGGUCGACUGGGAGACCACCAAUGUGACCACCUCUCUCACGCCACAGAGCACAAGAUCGACAGAGAAAACCUUCACCAUCCCAGUGACUGAUAUAAACAGUGGGAUCCCAGGAAUUGAUGAGGUCAUGAAGACUACCAAAAUCAUCAUUGGGUGUUUUGUAGCCAUCACACUCAUGGCUGCAGUGAUGCUGGUCAUUUUCUACAAGAUGAGGAAGCAGCACCAUCGGCAAAACCAUCACGCCCCAACAAGGACUGUUGAAAUAAUUAAUGUGGAUGAUGAGAUUACGGGAGACACACCCAUGGAAAGCCACCUGCCCAUGCCUGCUAUCGAGCAUGAGCACCUAAAUCACUAUAACUCAUACAAAUCUCCCUUCAACCACACAACAACAGUUAACACAAUAAAUUCAAUACACAGUUCAGUGCAUGAACCGUUAUUGAUCCGAAUGAACUCUAAAGACAAUGUACAAGAGACUCAAAUCUAAAACAUUUACAGAGUUACAAAAAACAAACAAUCAAAAAAAAGACAGUUUAUUAAAAAUGACACAAAUGACUGGGCUAAAUCUACUGUUUCAAAAAAGUGUCUUUACAAAAAAACAAAAAAGAAAAGAAAUUUAUUUAUUAAAAAUUCUAUUGUGAUCUAAAGCAGACAAAAUUAUGUGUAUUCCUCAGAACCUGUUUUUGCUGCACUUAUUCACUAUUUUCCCACAUCUCGUUCCUCCCUUCCCUGAUUGCCAUAUUUUUCAUAGCAGAUCUCAAUUCCUUAAAGAACUGGUCUAGGAAAUUUUGUAAGAAUUCUGUUACACUUUGAGAUUUUUAUGGUGAAUUCUAGUGGUGAGAUCCAGUCUAUUUUGUCUCUCUCUCUCUUUUUUUAAUUUUUUUCUUUUUCCCUCAUACCCAUAUGAAGUAAUCCAAUGGGGAAUGCAAUAUUAGAAAUAGAUUUUUAAGAGAGAACAAGGAAAAAAAUGCAAGAUCUUAUAUUUUUCAUGUAAUGACCUGUUCUGUAUUUAUGAGGGAGACCAUUCUAUGGAAAAGAAAAGUAAGCAAACAACAGAUUAAUUUGCAUAUGAGCAUCUAUAAAACCCAUGACUUUUAAACAACUCUAGAACCAGAAUUUGUAGUUAAAAAGCUAAAAAUAAGAUUAUAAAUAAAAUAUUGUUGGUUUUUCUGUACCUGGACACAACUCAUUUGUAGUAUGGCUCAAAUGUGAGAAACUUGAAGCUAAUUAGAUUUUCUGCUUUCUAAGAAAGAAAAUACUACAGUAUUCUUCAGUCACAAAACCAAUCUCUACAGGGUCCUGUUUGACUAGUUGACUUGAGUUUUAGAUCUAUGUUUAAGGAUGCUGUGGUAUUUUUUCCUUCUCAUUAGGCUUAUACUUUGUAGAAUGCUCAGGUUCAAAAAUAAUGAUUUUGUGAAGUAAAUUUAAUUCUACUUGAAGGAAAGUUUCAGUAUAAUUUAUUUACUGUCUCCUAAACGUAAUUUCAUUGGUCAGAUGAACUAUAACCGCAAAACAUGAAAGUAUUCUAAAUCAUCUAGAGCUGAAAAAGAAUAUUUGGUGAUGAGUAUUAGCAAAUUCAGUUCAAUUCAAUGAUAAUUAUUAAAGACCUACUGUGUGCAAAAUACAGAUUUUAGUAUCGUGGGUGCACAGUUGACAAGAUCUGGUUCCUGCUCUUGCAUUACUCCCAAUCUAUAUAAAAAUGAUUAAAGAAAUCAUCUCAGUUCAUUACUGGUUGCCAGCUCUAAUUUUACUGUUAGGUGAAAGGCUGUGAAUCAGACCCUUAACGUUCAAAAUAUUAGAUUAUUAGAUUAUUGUUAUUAUACAAAGCUCUUGGAUUUCUGGUUUCUUCCAUCUUUUUGGAAGAGGUGAUUGAUUAUCUUUUUCUAAAUGCAAACUGCAGAGCUAUAAGAAGUGUGGGUUUAGAUUUGCUCUGAAGGAUGACUACAUACCAGGAGAGGGCAAUGCUAAAUCAGUGGUAAUAAUUAAUGGUAUUUUUUAAGGAGCUGGGGGCAUUUUGGCUAAGAGACCAUACACUGGAUCCCAAGUAAAAAGGGAACUUUCUGGUUAUUGCACCUUGGCAUUCUCCUGAUAUUUUCAUAUAUUAUGUAUAUGACUUCUAUCUUUAUGUGAAACAAGUGAAUAUAUACAGAUCUCAUUAUUGGCCUUGAAACUUGCUACCUUGGUGGUGAAACAAGGACUGACCAAGCUGAAGAAAACUUCAGCUCCUAAUGGCUAAGAAGCUUGGAUACUCACACUUAAUUCUGCAGGCUGAAACUUACUCCAUGGUUUCGUGGUUUCCAGGUGUGAGAAAUCAAUUAUUAAUAGCAAAGUAGGUCAGAGAAAAUGGGAGAAAAAGACGGGAAAUGAAGGAGAGCAUGCAAGAGUCUUGCUUCUAUUUUUUUGAUCACCAAUUAUCUGGCUUUUUUCUUCCUUAUAUCUUACCUCCCUUUGUUAGGAACACAAUCCACACUUGGUUUCACUGUGAAGACUCAAGAAAAGGGAAAACAUAUUUUGACUAUUGUUUGUCAAGUUAUUCAGUAUUGAAUAUACUUAACACAUUCCCAACCUGCAGAUCACAAAAACACAAACAAGCAACAACAAAAAACACCAACAAAUAUCUAUAACAACAAGCAAGUGCUAGUACAAACAAAAGUGAUAUAAAUCGAGAGGGAAAAUGAUCCUGCUUUCUCUACUUGGCUUGCGUUCACCAAACUCUGUCUUUGCUGACCCUGAAGCUUCUUUCAUUUUAAGCUUAGAAUUCUUGCAGGUUUAGUCCAAGUAUGCAAUUACCCUUGGCUGUGAGAGGUGGCUGAGCAGUUAGAAAAAUGCUACCAAAUAGGAUGAAAGGUGAACUUGUACUUAAAAAGUUAGGUUGGAAUCUAAAGCAUACAAUUCAGUCUUCUAGGAGGUUAUAGUAUAGUACUAAUGAAUAUAUUUUGUGAAAAAAAUUGAUGCAAGGUUUAAAUAAACCAGACUUGGCCUCUAUAAUAAAUUUAGAAACUCUUUUACCAAAGGUCCUCAUUUCAGGUUUUGGGGAUAAAGGGUAGAGUGCUAUAAAUCUAUUAUUUAAAGAAAUCUAAAAUGAAUUCUAGAUGUUUCUGAUUAACAGUAAGCCUCUAUUUUCCCUGCAUAACAUAUUUGACCCUUGGCCCAUCAGAACAGUAGCUGCACUGAUGUAUUAGAGACCAUUACAAACGUGAAUUUACUUAGUUUAGCAGGAAGCCUAGAUGACUGUUUAAAUAUUCGCUAUACUGUUGUACCAAAAUAUAAUUCUAUGUCUACUGCUCCUUGUAGUCUAUCCAAAGGCAACUGGGUGGCAGUAUUCUGAAAUAUGCACACCAAAAACACACCAUUUACAAUUCAUCAAGUUAAAGUAACCCAGUGAUAAUCUCUGUGUGUGUGUGUGUGUGUGUGUGUGUGUGUGUGUGUAUUUGUAUUUCCUACUAAUAGUAUGCAUUUUGCUUCCCUAAACAUCCAAGAUGCUUCAGAAAGAAGAUUCUCUAACAUCUUUUUCUAUUCAGGAAUUUUACUCCUCCACAUCUGCCAUGACCUUAGUCUUGAACACUCUUUUGAAAGUGUACAGAUGUAUUUGCAUUAGCAAAAUAAUAAAAGGAUUUGGUGUAGCUUACACAUAUAGGCUCUGAUAAAGCUUUAAUAAUUUCCUCUCGUAUUUCAAAUAUUCUGAAAUCGUGUAUCUUUUUCAAAGACUGAAAUAGGUUAUUUGCAUAUGGAAGAGUGAUAAAAAAUUUUUUUGAUAAAGAAAAUGUGGCUAGUUCAUAAUUGCUUUUAGUCCUUAUAAUCAAAAAAUUAAAUAUUAGGAUAUUGUUUGAGACCCGUUUACCAUGAAAUAAAAUUCUAAAUAUAGAUGUGCUGGGGGUAAAAAUUCUUGACAAUGUAAGGGCUAUUUACAUGGCGGAAAGAAAAGGAAGAAGGCAUAUUAAGAAUAGCCUGGCCGGGCGCGGUGGCUCAAGCCUGUAAUCCCAGCACUUUGGGAGGCCGAGACGGGCGGAUCACUAGGUCAGGAGAUCGAGACCAUCCUGACGAACACGGUGAAACCCCGUCUCUACUAAAAAAUACAAAAAACUAGCCGGGCGAGGCGGCGGGCGCCUGUAGUCCCAGCUACUCGGGAGGCUGAGGCAGGAGAAUGGCGUAAACCCGGGGGGCGGAGCUUGCAGUGAGCUGAGAUCCGGCCACUGCACUCCAGCCCGGGCGACAGAGCCAGACUCCGUCUCAAAAAAAAAAAAAAAAAAAAAAAAUAGCCUUCACUGAAACAUAAAAACAUAUUAAGUAGAUUAUUAAGUAGAUGGCGCCAGAGUAUCCAACAUUUUUAAGGUAAAGAUUGAUAAAGGUGAAAAACAAAAAACAAAAAACUUCAGUCUCAUCUUUUUGGGAUAAUCUUCAAGAUAUUUAGAUAAAGUUGAAGAGUUAGAUGAGUGCUUACAAAUGCAAUGUGGCACUCUAAAGCAAUAUAAUUUAAAAUAUUGUGUUCAACUACUUAUUUGUGGCUUCAGCUUGUUUUAAAUAAGAAUCUUGAACAUAAUGAUAUCAUUAACUAUCCAGACAUAGCAUGUGAAUGCUGGGUAAGCAGUCAUACUCUGCAAAAAGCUGUCUUUCUCUUAAAUAUAGUAGCACAGAAUCAAAUAUCUUAUAAAACAUCCUGAAAUUACAUAUGCACCAUUAUUUCUGAUUAGAAUGUGAUUCUGUACAAUAGCUACUUCUGAUAAAAAUGAGUCUAAACAGUUACCUUUCAAAAAUCAAGGUCCCUGCAAUUCUUUCUCUUCUUUUGCAAGAAGAAAUGUGAAUUCCUAAAAGCUCUGUACAUAUUAGAUAGGAAGCAGCUGGGACACCACUGUCUUCUCAUGCUCCAUCGGGAUACAGAACGCGAUACAUCUGGCUGUAUGAGAGAAAAAAGAAAUCUUCUUGAAUUAAUGUAGCACACUGUCAAUUAGGAUCCAAAUUUAGAUACUGAAUGAAGCCUUCUCAAAACACAUACCAGUUCACAUCCUUCUGUUUCUUAAACUGCUGCCAACAGAACUUCCGAAAUUUCAACCUUAUUUGAGAAAACUAUAUAAAUUGUAUGUAAAAUUAUAUAAUUAAAUUUUAUAAUAUGGUUAGCAGUAAAAUGUAAAACUGCUGUUCAUUUUUUGUUUUGCCCAGGAUUAAGAAAAAAGAAAAAUAGAGAGGAACUUGCUGCAAGGCAGACAAUAAAUGAAGCUAUUUUAAUGGAAUCACAUGAUAUUG